Molecule: messenger RNA, 771 nt
Organism: Colletotrichum orchidophilum
Lineage: Eukaryota; Fungi; Ascomycota; Sordariomycetes; Glomerellales; Glomerellaceae
Product: glycoside hydrolase family 16
Exons: 3
Coding region: 1-771 (256 amino acids)
Biological process (GO): carbohydrate metabolic process
Molecular function (GO): hydrolase activity, hydrolyzing O-glycosyl compounds
Source: RefSeq, a predicted model, not a curated record
AUGGUCUGGUUUAGCCAAGCAGCCCUUCUCCUCAGCAGCGCGCUGCUGGUGGCAGACGUGCUUUCCGUCGGGGCCGUCCACACUAUGAUCCCCACGACGAGCUUCAACUCCCUGGCCGACUUUGCAGAGGACUGGGAAUAUCUCUACCCCUGGGGCACCGACCACAACGGCGCGGCGCGCAUGAGCAAGGACAACGUAAACAUCAGCGACGGCACGCUGACCCUCACGGCAAAAAGGGUCACCGGGCAGCCGCCGGCGACCCAUGGCGGGAAAAAAAUCAAUAUAGACUAUCUCAGCGGCGCGAUCCACGCUAAAGAGUAUUUCACCGUAGCGCCCGGAGGCGGGUACGACUUCAGAGGCGAGGUUAGGGCGCCGACAAGGAAGGGUACGUGGCCCGCCUUGUGGACGACCGCCGUCCAUGGGUGGCCGCCGGAAGUCGACAUGGCUGAGUGGAAGGGCACUGGCAAGAUCAGCUUCAACACGUUCAACACGAGUUCCAUCGUUGCCUCAAAGGAUGUGCCGUACCCGAGCCCGUGGAACUUCCACGCAAUCAAGUGCGAGAUGAGGGACCUGAACGGCAAGGAUGUGCAGUCCAAGUUCUAUUUGGAUGGCAACCUCAUUACGACGCAGGUCGGCGCCGGGUAUGUGGGGCAGGCGAUGUACCUCAUCAUCAACUUGCAAAUGGAGGGUUCAUCGGGUUCGCCCGGCCCAGCGAACGACACGAUUUACCAAGUCCGAAACUUCGAGGUGCUGAGCUACAAUCCUUUGUGA